Knipowitschia caucasica is the source of this 717-nucleotide messenger RNA. Lineage: Eukaryota; Metazoa; Chordata; Actinopteri; Gobiiformes; Gobiidae. The record is from the annotation of a GenBank genome assembly.
AUGGACACUGUUCAGAAACUGGUGUCUGGCUUUCACUUGGACCUGGGGCCACUGAAGGAACCCAUUGGAUUUAUCCGCGUUAUAGAAUGGGUAUUUGCCAUCUUUGCCUUUGCUACAACCGGAGGCUACAGUGGGGCCACCAGCCUGACGGUUGAAUGUCCAGAUGUGGAGCCUCAGGAGGUAACAGCUGUGUUUGGAUACCCCUUCAGGUUAUCAGCUCAUUCUUACGUCAUCCCGUCAUGUAACCAAGCUCCAGCGAGUGAAUUCUACCUACAAGGAGAUUUCUCGUCCUCGGCAGAGUUUUUCGUUUGUGUCGGGGUGUUUGCCUUUCUCUAUUGCACCGCUGCACUGGUCCUGUACUUGGGCUUUCAAAGUGUCUACCGCCAGACGAGCCACGGACCCACGAUAGACUUGUUGGUGACAGCAGUCUUUGCCUUUUUGUGGUUAGUGUCAUCCUCAGCGUGGGGGAAAGGUUUGACUGACAUUAAAGCUGCCACCAGCACGGAGCACCUGCUGGAGACAUGCCCUCUCUGUAAGAGCAGUGACGGACCAUCCCUGGGCCGCCUCAACGCCUCUGUGAUCUUUGGAUUCCUGAAUUUGAUCCUCUGGACGGGCAAUUGCUGGUUUAUUUACAAAGAGUCUGCUUUCCAUAAAGGUCCAGCUCCAACCAACUCGUCUGUAGAAACUGGAGAGGGCCUCGCCUCCUUCUCCCAAUAG